AGGUAUAUAAACGCCUAGCUUCUAGCGUUAUUAUCGUGUGCUUAGAUUCUCCAGAGCAGCACCAAAAGGUAUAACCAUGUUGUUGGCCGUCUCAUUCUUGCUCUUCGUGACGCUCUGCGGCACGGUGUCUAGUCAGACAUAUAAGGGAUACCCUCCGAUACGACCAUAUCCAAUAAAGUCAUGUUACAAUGUGUAUUGCCCGACUGUCUACUGUCAUGGACAGUACAUACCGAAGGGCGAGUGCUGCCCUCGUUGCCCAAAAGGGUAUGGUUAUCAAGAUACAGAUGCAUAUCGGCCUGGAGGAAAGUGAAAUGACAAGUUUUGACAACAAGGCAAACACGGGCAUGAUAUGAACUAAGAACAGACGGAAUUUAUCUCAAUAAAGAACACAUUAUUAUUGUACUUACAUUGUUUGCCUUUGAUGUCUACAAUUAAUAAAAAUUAUUCAGCAAC
Molecule: messenger RNA, 453 nt
Organism: Dreissena polymorpha
Lineage: Eukaryota; Metazoa; Mollusca; Bivalvia; Myida; Dreissenidae
Product: kielin/chordin-like protein
Exons: 4
Coding region: 77-310 (77 amino acids)
Source: RefSeq, a predicted model, not a curated record